AUGAGGAGGGAGAACCAGAGCAGCGUGUCUGAGUUCCUCCUCCUGGGGCUCCCCAUCCAGCCAGAGGAGCAAGGUAUGUUCUAUGCCCUGUUCCUGGCCAUGUACCUGACCACGGUGCUGGGGAACCUGCUCAUCAUCCUGCUCAUCAGGCUGGACUCUCGCCUCCACACCCCCAUGUACUUCUUCCUCAGCCACUUGGCCCUCACUGACAUCUGCUUCUCCUCAGUCACAGCUCCAAAGAUGCUCAUGAACAUGCUGACGCAGACUCAGUCCAUCUCAUAUGCUGGGUGCAUUUGUCAGGAAUUCUUUUUCUUAUUAUUUGCAAGUCUUGACAGCUUCCUUCUGACCUCAAUGGCCUAUGACAGAUAUGCGGCCAUCUGUCAUCCCCUGCACUACACCAAAAUGAUGAGACAGAGCCUCUGUUUCCUGCUAGUGGUUGUGUCCUUGGUCUUGUCCUUUGCCAUUGCUCUUGUGCACACCCUCCUCCUAGUCCGGAGCAUGAAGAGGGGGAACCAGAGUAGUGUGUCUGAGUUCCUCCUCCUGGGGCUCCCCAUCCAGCCAGAGCAGCAAGGCAUGUACUACGCCCUGUUCCUGGCCAUGUACCUGACCACAGUGCUGGGGAACCUGCUCAUCAUCCUGCUCAUCAGGCUGGACUCUCGCCUCCACACCCCCAUGUACUUCUUCCUCAGCCACUUGGCCCUCACUGACAUCUGCUUCUCCUCAGUCACAGCUCCAAAGAUGCUCAUGGACAUGCUGACACAGACUCAGUCCAUCCCUUAUGCUGGGUGCAUUUCCCAGGUGUAUUUUUUCUUAUUUUUUGCAGAUCUUGACAGCUUCCUCCUCACCUCAAUGGCCUAUGACCGGUAUGUGGCCAUCUGUCACCCCCUGCACUACACCACCAUCAUGAGUCAGAACCUCUGUUUCCUGCUAGUAAUUGUGUCCUGGGUCUUGUCUUUUGCUGGUGCCCUUGUGCAUACCCUCCUCCUAGCCCGCCUCUCUUUCUGUGGAGACAACACUCUCCACCACUUCUUCUGUGACCUCUCUGCCUUACUCAAGCUGUCCAGCUCAGACACCACUAUCAAUGAACUUGUCAUCUUUAUUGUAGGAUCAAUGGUCAUUACCGUGCCUUUCAUAUGUGUUCUGGUCUCUUAUGGCCACAUUGGGGCCACCAUCCUGAGAAGACCCUCCAUCAAGGGGAUCUGCAAAGCCUUGUCCACAUGUGGCUCCCACCUCUGUGUGGUUUCCCUAUACUAUGGAGCAAUUAUUGCACUCUACUUUGUCCCCUCAUCUGAUAGCAGUACAGACAAGGAUGUCAUUGUGUCUGUGUUGUACACUGUGGUCACCCCCAUGCUGAAUCCCUUCAUCUACAGUCUGAGGAAUCGGGAUAUGAAAGGAGCUCUGAGAAACAUCCUCAGGAGAGCAGGCGCAGUGGUGCAUGCCUGUAAUCUCAGUGACUCGGGAGGCUGA
Molecule: messenger RNA, 1467 nt
Organism: Sciurus carolinensis (gray squirrel)
Lineage: Eukaryota; Metazoa; Chordata; Mammalia; Rodentia; Sciuridae
Product: olfactory receptor 50-like
Exons: 3
Coding region: 1-1467 (488 amino acids)
Biological process (GO): G protein-coupled receptor signaling pathway
Cellular component (GO): membrane
Molecular function (GO): olfactory receptor activity; G protein-coupled receptor activity
Source: RefSeq, a predicted model, not a curated record